AUGGUCCGCGCGCAGGGCAUAUCGCUGCUGGCUGAACCGAGCGAUGUCAAGCCGGAGCUUGAGAGACCGCCGGAUGCGAAUGCAUCUCGCGCGCUGGUCUUCAUCGCACACAGCUUGGGUGGGCUAGUUGUCAGAGAAGCCCUCGCUCUGGCCAGUCAGCAUCGGAAUGACCAAGCCAGUAGCAAUCGCUACGAUGAUGUCUUCCGCUCCACUGUAGCCAUCAUUUUCUUUGACACACCGCAUCGUGGCGCGGACCCGCGAAGUGACUUCCAUCGCAUCCUUUCUGGCUUUGCUCUUCGACUUGGCGUCGAUGUCAAUGACCAUAUCGUUGACGCCUUGAUGCCUAACGUGAACAACCUGCAGAAACAACUCAGUCUGGACGAGUUCAAGACGCUCGCAGCACAACGAGGUUGA
Messenger RNA from Sordaria macrospora k-hell, 414 nucleotides. RefSeq lists its product as uncharacterized. The record is from RefSeq and is a predicted model, not a curated record. Lineage: Eukaryota; Fungi; Ascomycota; Sordariomycetes; Sordariales; Sordariaceae.